This is a messenger RNA of Rosa chinensis, 1680 nucleotides long. RefSeq lists its product as uncharacterized. Gene Ontology annotation, molecular function: RNA-DNA hybrid ribonuclease activity; nucleic acid binding. Bases 1 to 1680 code for a protein of 559 amino acids. The transcript is spliced from 3 exons. NCBI's taxonomy places the organism in Eukaryota, Viridiplantae, Streptophyta, Magnoliopsida, Rosales, Rosaceae. The record is from RefSeq and is a predicted model, not a curated record. Gene Ontology annotation, biological process: DNA integration.
AUGCUGGUAAAAAGUUUAACUCUGGAGGAUCAUGUAGCCAACUUGUCAAUAGUCUUCACCAUCAUAUUGCGCAACGGGAUGCAGCUUAACCCACAGAAAUGCAUUUUCGGAGUCGAGGCAGGAAGGUUUCUCGGGUACAUCAUUAGCCACAGGGGAAUUGAGGCCAAUCCAGAGAAGGUGCAGGCUAUAUUAGACAUGCACGUCGAGAUGAUAGCCUGGACAGCGGAGCACGAAGCUGCUUUCCUUGGCUUGAAGUCGUACUUGUCAGAGGUACCUCUACUCUACAAACCUGUUCCCGGAGAAAUGCUCUACGUAUAUCUGGCGGCAUCAUCAACUGCCGUGAGCUCAGUCCUAAUUAGGAAAGACUCCGAUUGUGAAUACCCAGUGUACUACGCUGGAAAAGGUUACACUGGUGCAGAAUCUAAGUACCCGGACAUUGAAAAAGUAUCACUGGCUCUCCUGGUAUCAGCCCGGAAGCUCAGACAUUACUUCCAAGCACAUGCUAUCACCGUUUUCACUAAUCACCCAUUGAGGCAAGUUUUGCAGAAACCAGAGACAUCGGGCAGGUUAAUUAAAUGGGCCAUCGAGCUUGGGGAGUUCGAUAUCAAGUACCAGCCCCGGACAGCCAUCAAAGGCCAGAAAACUAGCGGAGCCGGCAUCCUGCUAAUCAGCCCGGACGAUCAAGUCUACGAGUACGCCCUCAAAUUUGCCUUCAAGGCAUCCAACAAUGCCGUAGAAUACGAGGCACUCAUACCAGGUUUGCAGAUCACCCGGGAACUAGGCGUCCAGCACCUUAGUAUCUUCUGUGAUUCUCAGUUGGUCAUAAACCUGGUCAGCGGUAACUUCGAGGCAAAGGAGCCCCACAUGUCCUCCUACCAGGCCUUGGCCCGGGCUUUAGUUCAGAGGUUCACCUCCUACAAUUUUACCCAAAUACCGAGGGCAGAAAACGACAAGGCGGACGCCCUUGCCAAGCUCGCAUCAACUUCUCCAAACCCUACCUAUGAGGCCACUAAAGUCGAAAUACUCGAAGGACCUAGCACUUCCAAAACGGUGUCAGAAAUAUUUUCGGUGGAUCAAACAGCUUCAUGGAUGAACCCAAUUUUGAAAUACAUGGUCGACGGCCUAGCACUGGAUGAUAAGGUCGAGGCAAGAAGACUGCAGCUAAGGUCAGCUCGAUACACGAUCAUGAAUGGCAAACUGUACAGAAGAGGGCAUUGCUUUCCCAACCUGAAGUGUGUAACACCGGAGGAAGGUCACAAAAUAAUGAAGGACAUUCACGCUGGUGUAUGUGGUAACCAUGCCGGAGCCCGAUCUCUUGCACACAAGACCCUAAGGGCAGGAUAUUUCUGGCCAACCAUGUCGGCCCUGGCUCAAACUAUAUCCGGUUCUUGCCACAAAUGCCAAAUGUAUGCAAAUAUCCCAAGGGCACCGCCUAUCGCCCUUUCUAUCCUCCUUGCACCAUGGCUGUUCUGUCAGUGGGGUUUGGACUUGAUUGGUAAACUUCUCACAGCAGUGGGACAUUUCAAAUACGCCAUUGUUGCCGUGGACUACCAAACAAAGUGGGUAGAGGCAGAACCUCUCGUCUCCAUCACCACGGAAAAGGUCAAAAGCUUCCUAUGGAAGAACAUCUACUGCAGGUUUGGAGUCCCAGAUACCAUAGUCACGGACAAUGUUACCUAG